UUAGACUAAAACGUCAACGUCAAAGGACGCAGUCAACUGGAUCAGGGUUGAAAGAAUCAGAAAUGGCUUUUUCUAACCUUUUCAAAGAUGUCCCCCAAGUACCUACCGACCAUGUUUUUGAAGUAAAUGCUCGUUUUCUAAAUGAUACUAGUCCUAAUAAAGUCAACAUGGGAAUUGGAGCUUACCGUACGGAUGAGGGAAAGCCGUGGGUUCUUCCUGUAGUCGACAAAGUAGAAUUACAAAUGGCUCAGGAUAAGACUUUGAAUCACGAAUACCUGGGAAUCGAUGGAAUGAGGGCUUUCACUGAUGCUGCUUGUAAACUCCUUCUUGGGGGCGACAGUCCAGCUAUUACUGACAAUAGAGUCUGUGGGAUUCAAAGCAUUGGAGGAACCAGCAGUUUGCGUCUUGCYCUGGAUUUCCUGUAUAAGUUCUAUCCCAGUAAAACUGUUUAUAUUUCCAAACCUACUUGGGGUAACCAUAUAAAGAUCUGCAAAGCGUCAGGGUAUACUGAUAUCCGUGAAUAUAACUACUAUGAUGCAGAUAAUAAAUGUGUCAAAUUUGGACAGCUUUUGGACGACUUUGAGGCUGCACCAGAGGGCUCAGUCAUGUUUCUACAUGCAUGUGCUCAUAAUCCCACUGGUUAUGACUUGAACAAUGAACAGUGGGAAAAGGUUGCUGAAGUAAUGAAGAGAAGGCACCUUUUCCCACUGUUUGAUAUUGCCUACCAGGGAUUUGCAUCCGGCAAUGUUGAAGAGGAUGCAUGGGCAGUGCGUUACUUUGUCAAACAAGGGUUUGAGUUGCUUGCUGGACAGUCGUUUUCCAAAAACUUUGGUCUUUAUAACGAGAGAGUUGGUAAUCUCUGUGUUGUAGCUGUUGAUAACAAUACUACUGAAAGAAUACGUAGUCAGUUAAAAGCAAUAGUGCGGCCGAUGUUUUCUAAUCCACCAAAUCAUGGAGCAAGAAUUGUUGCUACAGUAUUGAAAAAUCCUGCGCUCUUUCAGGAAUGGUUAGAGAAUGUCAAGACGAUGGGUGAUAGAAUCAUUGAAAUGAGGAACUUGUUGUUAUCCAAACUCAAAGAACUUGGAACUCCAGGAACGUGGAACCACAUUGCUGACCAAAAGGGAAUGUUUAGCUUCACAGGGCUGAACAUAAAACAAGUUGAAAUGUUAACAAACAAACAUCACAUCUAUCUUCUGAACAGUGGGAGGAUCAACAUUUGUGGAUUAACACCCAGCAAUAUUGACUAUGUUGCAGCCGCAAUCCAUGAUGUUGUUUGCAAUGCRCCAAAGUAAUCAUCUUUAGAUGAGUCAUCGARUAGUCAGCUAUAGAUAAUAAUCACAAAUGUCAGCUUUGCACAGCAGAAAUCAAAAGAAAGAACACUAUAAGUAGAAAUACAUGGUCACAAUAAAUAUGAAUGUUUUUUUAUAGCAGUGAUUUUGGAGAGAUUGUGAACAGAUUCACGAUCGACUUAUUGACAAUUACCAAAAAUGUUUGAUGAUAGUGACUUGAAUGAAUCAGCUCUUAAUAUCUUAGAAUAUUAUUUGUGAAUUUAUAGCUGGAAGGCUGAAUGAAAUAAAGAUUUAGAUAGACUUCUGUCUCUUAGA
Molecule: messenger RNA, 1604 nt
Organism: Exaiptasia diaphana
Lineage: Eukaryota; Metazoa; Cnidaria; Anthozoa; Actiniaria; Aiptasiidae
Product: aspartate aminotransferase, cytoplasmic
Exons: 10
Coding region: 63-1292 (409 amino acids)
Biological process (GO): L-aspartate biosynthetic process
Cellular component (GO): cytosol
Molecular function (GO): L-aspartate:2-oxoglutarate transaminase activity; pyridoxal phosphate binding
Source: RefSeq, a predicted model, not a curated record